Sphaeramia orbicularis (orbiculate cardinalfish) is the source of this 4137-nucleotide messenger RNA. RefSeq names its product PDZ domain-containing protein 7-like. Gene Ontology annotation, biological process: auditory receptor cell stereocilium organization; sensory perception of sound. The record is from RefSeq and is a predicted model, not a curated record. Gene Ontology annotation, cellular component: plasma membrane; stereocilia ankle link complex; stereocilium tip. Gene Ontology annotation, molecular function: protein binding. The coding region runs from base 746 to 3679 and encodes 977 amino acids. The transcript has 17 exons. NCBI's taxonomy places the organism in Eukaryota, Metazoa, Chordata, Actinopteri, Kurtiformes, Apogonidae.
CUCCUAAAUGAAAAUGGGCUUGAUUUACACACUAAUAACGGAACGAAACAGACCUGGUGUAAUUAGUGUCAGGAGGGCUACUUAACCAUCAAUCGUCCAGGCUUAAUGUCCGCACAGCUGCAGGAGCUCUCGGCUUAUGUAAAGGGCUUACACCUCUUAAGACAAUAAUGGUCACCUGGAGAACAAAUGAGGUGGCACUAAUACUCUGGAGGUGUCCCAUUGUACGUCAGCGAGGCGGACCAGCACGCGCCUAUCCGUGCGAGCGGCUACCGAGGUCAACCAGCACACCGUGGAGUGGACCCAGAUAUCCUUUUAAUUAAACAUGAGCUGAGGGGAAUCUCCAUGCCCUGCUGACUGCUCAGCAUUCAGCCUCAGCACAAGCAGAAGGAGACAGGCUGCAGUGAUGGAUGCACAGGCUGUAAGGGAAACUCAUGGAGUGAUGACAGAAGUGUUUUUAAACUCGAAGAAGAAUUAGAGGCAUCCAUGCUGGGAUGAGGACCACUUUUUAAAUAAUUUGUCCAUUUUUUCGGGAUUGGGACAACUUCGACCUCCCUGUGUCACCUUGUCUCCCCUGGAUUUCAUUUAAGAUAAAGCAAUGUUGCUCCCAACUUUGGGAGUUUCUUGAUCCAGCAGGGUCCAGCCUGCUUUUCCUAUCCCCUGCCAUUCCCAGGCUGCACCUCUUCCAUUCUGGACCCUGAUCUAAUCCUGUCUGGAUGCCUGAAAGAAGUGGAGUCGGACUCUUAGCAUGGCUCACUCCUUUCACCCUUCUGGCUGGGAGGAGAUGACAAAUGGAUGGGGCCACCCCCACCUCAUCAAUGGAGGCCGGACAGGGGGGUCCCAAAACACUUCACACUACUUGCUCAAGAAACCACACCACCAAAGACACAAAUCAUCCUCACCAAUGGGAAGGAUUAUUCUCAUCAAUGCACCUUUUGAUGGUGGGGAUGACAGUGAAGACCUUCAAACUGUGACAGUAGAUAAAGGUCCAGAUGGACGUUUGGGCUUCAGUAUCCGUGGAGGCUCUGAACAUGGACUGGGGAUAUUUGUCAGCAAAGUGGAGGAUGACAGCCCUGCAGCACAGUCUGGCUUGGUCAUGGGAGAUAAGCUGAUAGAGGUGAACGGGGUCAGUUUGGAGAACAUCACCAUGAGCAGUGCUGUGAAGGUGCUGACAGGCAACAACAGGCUGAAGAUGGUUGUAAGACGAGUGGGCAAGAUCCCCGGCAUCCGCUAUUCCAAAGAGAAGACUACAUGGGUGGAUCUGAUUCAUCGGCGGAUGGUCGUGGAGGAGAACGGUCGCACGCCGUCAAUAGCUAGUACAGACAGUGCACUGCGGAGGAUUAUACAUCUUUUCACGACAGCUGAUGACUACCGUCUGGGCUUCAACAUCAGAGGCGGGAGAGAGUUUGGACUGGGAAUAUAUGUAUCUAAACUAGAUCCAGGAGGUGUUGCCGAACAGCAUGGCAUCAAAAUGGGCGAUCAGAUCCUGGCAGCCAAUGGGGUCAGCUUUGAAGACAUCAGCCAUAACAGUGCAGUCGAGGUGUUGAAGAGCAGCAGCCAUAUUAUCCUGACCAUUAGGGAGGCUGGACGAUAUCCUGCCUACAUGGAGAGGGUAGCUGAAUAUGGUUGGCUCAACAAAAUGGCCAAUGGAGGCCCUGCGCCUUCCUCCCAGGGUUCAGACUGUAACUCUUCUGCCUCCUCCUUGUCCUCCUGCACCCCUCUGAGCUCCGUCAGUGGAUUCUCCCAGGUCGUUUUCCCUCCCGUCUCUAGCUCUGAGAUGGUAGAUGUCGCCAUCUCCACAGAUGACCGCUCACGGCACCCAAGCAGCAGUGAGCGAACUGUUGAUACUGCCAUACAGACUGACCCCGAGCCUUCUAACUACCCCGAAUACCCAUCACCUGGCAUUUCGUUCCCGGACAGGCUCAUCGCCACAGAAACGAGUCGAACCGUAGGCACCACGGUGCUGCUGAAGGAUACGGUGAUACGUGGUAAAGGAGAAGGACCGAGAGACAUGGGAGGUGCUGGAGAAAGAAGGCGGAGCAGGACAAGGACGCUGUCAUCAGGAGAACAGGAAGUAGGGAAGCAGUCUCCAAAGACAGCAGCACUGAUGGCCCUGAGCGGACCACCAAAGCCAAUCCGACGUUCCCAAAGCCACAUCACUGCAUCAGAGAACAAGCAGAAGAAGAAGAGGCAACAGAAAGAGAAGAGUACAGCAGAUGGUAACACAAACCUGAAGCGCUCCAAAACCCUUGUCAGCCUGCUCUUCAAAAGAGACCGCAAAGACCGCAGUCGAUCCAAGUCACCGUCACGCCAUGCAGACAAAGGUAAAAGGGCUGUGCAACCUAUCGCUCUUUCUCCUCCUCCAAGGGAGUCCCGUGCUGGGGUGAAAGACAGCAGUCUGUUCCCCCGGCCUGAGACCCUGCAGUACGUAGAAGACAUGGCAAAGAAACUGCUCAGCCAGGAUGAGGUGGCAGCAGUGAUGAGACACUGUCGGCGGUUUUUGUCAGAAUGUGUGAUUGAGGAUUUGGUGCACAACCUUUUGGCAAUCCUGGACAGGCCAGAGAAGUUGCUACUUCUCAGAGAAAUAAGAAUGCUGAUACCAACCACCGAACUGGCCCGUUUUGACAGUAUGUUCAUGCCUUUUGAGCUGGAAGCCUAUGACGUUCUAAAGAGUCGCUCUGUGCGAUCUCCAGCUCUGCGCUCCCCUCGCAGUGGAACACCUCGACGUCACCUCAUCACCCCAAUCCCAGACUGCAGAGGGGGGUUUUACCUGCAGCCAGUCCAGGACACACAGAGGGAGCGUCAGCUAAUUGAGGAGUUGGAGAGGCUGCGGAUGUCCAGCCAUCAAACAGAUCAUCUACCUCCAUCCCGUGCCUUCACCCCCCUGCUGGAUGUACCUGUGGACAGUUACAGCUCGUCCAGUAUGUUCUCACGCUCCCCCAGCCCCUCGUCCCCUCACAGCCCACAGCGAGGGCGCCAACCCCAUCGCUCCCCAGUCCAAAGAGAGAACGGGCCGACCCGUCUGUUCGAUGAAGUAUCCAUGUUGUCCGUGUCUGACCGAGGAGAUGCAGCUCCUGAGCGAGGGAGGUCACCAGUGAGGAACAGUCGUGGGAGGACAAGAAGGGACGUGAGUCCUGACAGUAUAGACAAUAGACGGAGCAGGCAGGAGGGCUACACCGAGGUCAGCGUACGUGUACCUUCACAGCAACGAGGGAGAACCCCCUUAGCAAAUGUGUUUGAUCCCCCAACCCCAAGAGAGAAAAGCCCCUCCAGGAGCAGAGGAGGCAGUCCGCAGGUAAACGGACAUGUACAAGAUGGUCAAGGUGUGAAAAGGAGACGCACUCUGCCACAUGAGGACUAUGACAUCGCCACUAUGAUCAUCUCCAAGGCCAAGCCAUCCCUGGGUAUUAGUAUUUCUGGAGGUGCAGAGUCUAAGGUGCAGCCCAUGAUAAAAAUUGAAAAAAUCUUCCCUGGAGGAGCUGCUUCUGCAAAUGAGUCUUUAAAGGCAGGGUUUGAGCUGUUGACUGUGGACGGUGAGAAUCUGCAGGGACUGACUCAUCUGCAAGCCGUGAACACAAUUCGCCGUGCGUUCGGCAAUAAGGCCAUAGAACCCAUGAUUUUUGUGGUCAAGGUCCCCAAAGUCCCCACCACCUCCAAAAGCCCCAGGAGACCUGCUGACUAACCUCUGUGUGCCUCCCAGCCAGACUGCAAACAGCGCAUGAAGGACACCGAAAACUUGCAACCCCUGCAGGGAGUGAAAGAGCUACGAAAUUCACCACAAACAGGAAACAGUGGACAGGUGAAGCUCCGGUCAUUGUAAAGAGGAAUGGAUUAGUCCUGACAGAGGUGGAGCCAUCACAAGAACAAAGAAGAGCAUUUUUAUAGACUGUGAAGUAACUUUUAGCUUAUACAAAAGUUUAUUUUACAGUAGAUGAUUAUUAAGGACACAUUUUGAUAUGAGAUAUUUUAAGAUCGUCUAAUGUUUAGAAGCACGAAUGUUCUAACUUUUAUAAAAUUCUUAGUAUUUUCAGCAAAGACUUUACUCAAUGCAUGUAUUGCACAUGAACUGGAUGAGAAGCAAGUCUUCUUGAAGGGUCUUUGAUGAUUACAGGGUGGGUGAAAAGUAACUAGGUAUUAAAA